UGCUGUGUGACGUGGCACGGGGGGCGGAAGAGCUUGUUUGUGUUUUGGUUCUAAGGGGAAGUUGCGAGAAGAAAGAAAGGAGGAGACGUGACGGGAUUGUUGAAAUUAUUUUCUUGGUUCCCCAACACCGCCUCACCACAGUGUCCCGGGUUCUGUGUGUAAAUACUACAGCGGUGGUAUUCAAAGUUCAAAACAUCGUCUGGCUCGCAGCAGAAGUCCUGAUAGUGAGGUUUGGCACACAGGACACCGGGGGAUCUGACUAGGUCAUGGCCAAUCGGGGAGGUGCUACGAGACCCAAUGGACCCAAUGCGGGGAACAAGAUCUGUCAGUUUAAGCUGGUACUGUUGGGGGAGUCAGCCGUGGGCAAGUCCAGCUUAGUGCUCCGCUUUGUCAAGGGUCAGUUCCACGAAUUCCAGGAGAGCACAAUAGGAGCGGCUUUUCUCACUCAGACAGUGUGUCUAGAUGACACAACAGUGAAGUUUGAAAUCUGGGACACUGCAGGUCAGGAGCGUUACCACAGUUUGGCACCCAUGUAUUACAGAGGAGCGCAGGCGGCCAUCGUGGUUUACGACAUCACAAACGAGGAGUCCUUCGCACGGGCAAAGAACUGGGUAAAGGAGCUGCAAAGACAAGCUAGCCCUAAUAUAGUCAUCGCCCUGUCAGGCAACAAGGCUGACCUCGCCAGCAAGAGAGCUGUCGACUUCCAGGAUGCCCAGUCCUACGCAGACGACAACAGCUUACUUUUCAUGGAGACGUCGGCCAAGACAUCUAUGAAUGUGAAUGAGAUAUUUAUGGCUAUUGCAAAGAGAUUGCCGAAGAGUGAGCCUCAGGCUGCAGGAGCCAGUAGCGGGCGGAACCGGGGAGUGGACCUGACAGAAGCUGCCCAGCCAGCCAAGGCUCCAUGCUGCAGUAACUAACAUGAAGAACAUCCCCCCCCGCCCCCCCACCCAUCCAACAUGUAUAGCAGUAACUAAUGCGGCUGAUGCCCCGAAUGCCACUGCGGUUACUAAUGCAAUGUGUUGUACUCUUAUCUCUCAUUUGCAAAACAAGAAAAGAAGCCCCCCCCUUCCCCCAUGCCAUUACACUGAUUUCUGCCUCUUUUCCUUCAUCACAAUUCUGCUGCUACUUGGUUAUACCCUCUGUCCAUUUUUUUUUCCUACUUUCUGCCUCUCACCAUGUCACAUCUAUCAGUUAUUAUUGAUAGAUAAAUGAUAUUAGAGAUGUUAGUGCACCCUGCCUUCCAUCAUCUUCCUUCCAGUGUGAAGAUAUGAGUUUCAUCAAGAGGAAGUGGUCACUUCCUUUUUUUCUGGGAUAGCUUAAGACUUUACUACUGCAUUUCUAAUACCAGUCUUGUUUUUGUUCUUUUUUUAAAAAGUAAUUUUGUUAAUUAUUGUUUGCUCUACUUUUUGUCAAAUUUAUGGGUGCACAUACUUGUAUACUUACAUGGCCUAAAAUUGAGAAAAAAAACAACCUUUUCGUCUGCAGUAGCACAGAAAAAAAAGUUUAUUAGAGGGGUGUAUACUUGUGAAUCUGAGAAAGGCGGGGUUGAAGAACGAUAGAGAAGGAGAGGAAGCUCCACACUGCUCUCUUGUCACGGGACCCUUUUAACUUAAGAGUUUAAAAACAUUCAUGAACUGUAGUCCUCUCAUAUUCUGUAUGUAUGUGUGUCUCUCUCUCGCUCUCUUGGAUUCCCUCUUGCCUGCCCAGGUUGGCCUUUCCCCCCCACUAAACCCCAAAGUAGCACGAGUGUACAUACUCUUCUACCACCCCCAAAGCUCCAUUCUGGGGCCCUGCCUGCUUCUUACUGUCCCUAGUGGCAUUGUGCAAUGUUUCACAGUAUUUACUCUGUGACCUGAGUGUCUGCAAGGACCUAUGCAGCACAGCAAAAAAAAAAAAAAGAAAGAAAAAAACUCUGUUCCACCCAGCUCUCUCAACAACAAGGCACAGGGGCCUCUGAGAUACACAUAAGUGUCACCACCUCCCCGUCUCCUAAUGCAGUGUCCUUUCAUAAAUCUUGAGUAGACCAUCCCUUUGUGGUUACACUGGGGGUCUCUUGGUUUCUGUCUUUGGAUGAUUUAGUUGAUGCAGAUGUCCUUUUUCGUUGUGUUAAUGUUGCUGGACCUGGUUUAAAAAAAAAAAAAAAAAAAAAAAAAAGCAAAGGUGAUGGUAUUGAGAUGGGAGUUGCAAUAUGAAAGGCUGCUUCAUUUAUCACCUUUCAGUCAUUAUUAUUUGUCAUCUCCUCUUGAUUAGGAAGUGCUUUUAGACACAGCCGUGUGUCAGCGUGUACAAACUGGGCCUAUGCUGGCUGGCUGAUGACAGAUUUCACCCAUAGACUCGGAUCACAUGUGCCCAUUUAUGUGUGUAUGUGUGCUCUUUGGACACACGUUUGCACACGAACACACACGUUGCAUUGAUCUAUUCCAUCUGAAAGAACUGAAACAUUAUUGUACAUAAGCACACACACACACACACACACACAGUCUGUUACACUUCUUCCUCACUUUACUUAAGCACACACUUUUUUCCCUGUCCCCCCACUGUACAUUGUCACACACACACACAUACACACACACAUAAAUAUAUACAUAACAGUACAUCUGGUCCAUAACUCUUUUUACAAGUCUGUCUUACUCAUGCCUUGCACUAAUGAUGCUCAUGAAUAUAUCCUGUCAUAAUAACAGCCAGUGUGAUAUAAAUAUACAUAUAUAAAUAAAUAUAAAUAUAUAAAUAAUAUACUGUAAAUAGGGUGUUGCAGUGUAGUCUACCUUUUUUUUUUUUUUUCUUCGAUUUACCAGUGACAGGACUAAUGCUUGCUAGGGAGUUGUCUAGAUAAUCAAAACAAAAAAAAGAACUGUACAGUUAGCAGAAAAACAGCUACAAUCUGGGUUUGGAGUUUUGUUGCUGUUCCUUUUUUUUUCACACAAAUGGUUAAAUUAUAAUCAGUGGUGGUCUUUAUAAAUGUAUGUAGUGUUAUUAACAAACAAAAAAAAUGAAAUUGCAUUUAUUUAGUCGUCUGUCUUGUACCUUUUUCUCAGAAGGAAAAAAUAAUAUCCAAAUGUUUUUGGUUUUCUAUUUUUUAACAUGAUCUCCUUCAUGCAUUUCACUAAUUCUGUUUUUUUUUUUUCUUUAGUGGUCUCAGGCUACGAUGCCUUUGUCCAAUACUAAUUCCUGUGAGUAGAUCUGAACUUGCAGAGCCACCAUUUGUAAAAAGCUCCAGAAUUUAUCAAGUCAGACACAACCCGAAAAACAGUUUGAUUAACCAACCGUCUGCCCCACCUCAAUAACAUCUCAGUAACCUUGUGAAGACUUUGUAGGAACAGUGUAACAGCUAUCAGCAGGCAAGAUGGUGAUUUCAUGAAUAAAUGAAUUAACACAUAAGGAUGUAAAUUGUAUGUUUUUCUGGGUUUUUUUUCUCCUUUUUUUUUUUUUUUGCCGUGAACACUUAAUUGCAGCUGAAAACAUUUAAAUGCAAGCAUUUUACAGUACUGUUAUGUAAUGACCAAAUAAAAACUGAAAUAAAUUUGA
Messenger RNA from Acanthopagrus latus (yellowfin seabream), 3525 nucleotides. Its product is annotated as ras-related protein Rab-5A. The transcript is spliced from 6 exons. NCBI's taxonomy places the organism in Eukaryota, Metazoa, Chordata, Actinopteri, Spariformes, Sparidae. The record is from RefSeq and is a predicted model, not a curated record. Gene Ontology annotation, molecular function: GTP binding; GTPase activity. Bases 267 to 917 code for a protein of 216 amino acids.